Messenger RNA from Vicia faba (fava bean), 666 nucleotides. The record is from the annotation of a GenBank genome assembly. Lineage: Eukaryota; Viridiplantae; Streptophyta; Magnoliopsida; Fabales; Fabaceae.
AUGCAAAGUUGGUUUUCGGGAUCCAGUGAGGACGAUCUGAAGCCUUCGUCGUCUUUGCUCGCUGAUUGGAACUCAUACGCUUCUGCUCAAACCUCACAGGUUGAUGAUCCCUCCAAUUUCCCUUUUGAUAUUGAAUCGGCCGUUAGGUCUGCCAAUGACACCGUUUCCGGAACUUUCAGCGUGGUUUCCAAAGGUGUGAGAGAACUACCUGGCAGCUUCCAGUCUGCAACUAGUAGUGUUCCUUCGGGUAAAGCACUAGUGUAUUUUGGUUUGUUACUGGCAAGUGGGGUCUUCUUUGUUUUCAUAGCAUUUACGUUGUUCCUGCCUGUCAUGGUGGUUAUGCCCCAAAAGUUUGCUAUAUGCUUUACUCUUGGAUGUGGAUUUAUUAUUGGAUCAUUCUUUGCUCUUAAGGGUCCAAAGAAUCAGCUUGCUCACAUGUUGUCAAAGGAGAGGCUCCCUUUUACAUUGAUCUUUUUAGGCAGUAUGAUAGGUACCAUAUAUGUAUCAAUGGUGCGCCACAGCUACGUUCUUUCUGUGGUAUUCUCUGUAGUACAGGUUCUCUCACUUGGGUACUACGCUGUAUCAUACUUUCCCGGUGGAUCUGCUGGAAUGACAUUUCUGACUUCUGCUCUUACCUCCUCAGUAAUGAGAUGCUUUGGGAGGUGA